Molecule: messenger RNA, 4295 nt
Organism: Nylanderia fulva
Lineage: Eukaryota; Metazoa; Arthropoda; Insecta; Hymenoptera; Formicidae
Source: RefSeq, a predicted model, not a curated record
UUUCAUCAAAUCGCACAGUUGAUAGAUCAGAUAAUGUUACACAAAAAUUAAAAUUUGCGAGAUUAAAAACUGCAAAAUGAUACCAUCAGGCGAUUGAUGUGAUUGAUAAUUAAUUAUAGACAGAUAAGGUGUGGUAAUGAGACAUAUGAGCAAACAAACAACGUAAAUUGGCAUAUUGAGCAAAUGUUUACCUGUCGAUCGAAAGAUUGUCAUAAAUACUGAAAGCACGGAAUAUUAAUAAGCACUAUAACAUUUAUUGCGGCUUCUCAUUUGUAUUAUAUUUUUUUGUCGUGCUCUCAUAUCGACGAACAUUUACAGGUUAAGUUCCCCAUGACGCAUAGUGACUUUAGUGACGCAAACUUCGGAAUUUCGGAUAACGUUUGAUUGUCCGGUGAAGUAUUGUCUUCUGCGCGAUUACACACAUACAUAAGGAUCGAAUAUUAUGAUUUUUAUCUCAUUAUAUCUCAAGGGACAGCAACAAUCAAAUGCAAGCGUAAUCUCACGAGAAAUAACGAAGCAAAUGUGAUAUAUCAAUAAUAGAUACACACAUUUUUUUGUGUGUAGAGUAAGAAUAUAAAUCCAACUGAUAAGGCAUUUAAAUCGAUUUCCCGAAUAUAAUUUGACUUACUGAUGAAGGAGAUCGAAGAAUCUCAAACUCAGAAGGAAAAUAUGACUCUGGAAAUGAAAGAGGAUAUUCCAUAUAAGAGUGAGAAUGAGGAUGCUAACAAAAAACGCCAGAGCAUAGACUUUCCUAUGGCAGAUGUAAAAUAUGAUAGUUUUGAGGAGAUACUAAAUCAUGUGGCCAACAGCAAAGCAAUUUUCAAGAGUCAGCAGAAGGAAGAACCUGAGUUAACGUAUGAGGAGAAACAUGCCAUAGCUGAGAAGCUGUUGAAAAAGAGUCACUGCUUGUUCCUAUCCAAAUUUGGACAUUAUUUGAAAGUGGAACAUUUAGAAUAUUUUAGUAAAAGCGAGGAUUACGAGACGAUUUAUCAUAUAAGCAGAUUACGGAGAUAUUUCAAUAAUUCUACAAGACGUAUCGAUGUCAGGAACAAAAGGUACGAAGCUCUGAAGACAUUAAUAGAGAAAGGGGAAUAUUUCAGCGAAUGUGAAAUGAUGAAGAGGAAUCCGUUAUUGUAUGAACAUUUGGUAGGACAAUAUUUGACGGAAGAGGAGAAAAAAGCUAGAGAUACUAUUGAUACACGUAGCGCAAAUUAUGUUGAUAUACUUAUGGAAACUAUUGAAAGGAACAAACUGCAGAAGCAUCUGGAAUCUCAACAACAAGAGGAGGAUGAAGUAGAAGAAGAGGAUAAUUCAGAUGAUGAGAACAAUGAUGAAGAUGAUAAUAGCAGAGACAGUACUGUAUCCGAAACAAAUUUUAAUAAACAGAUUUCUCACUGGGGUGGAGAUUUAAAUGAAAUGAUUGAUAAAAACAAAGCUAAAAAAUUAUCAAGUAGUAAAAUACAUAAAAUAUCAAAUCAAGAAAUACAACUACUUAGGCAAGAAUUUGUUACAAAUAUGUAUCAAAGUUUCCUGGAUGGUAAAGAUAGGGAUUUUGAUUAUAGCACUGUGGAUGAUAAUGAGGCUUAUGAUAAUAUAGAAUUAAGGACUCAAGACGAAGAAGAAAGGUACUUUGAUUCUGAAGCUCCUGAAAUGGUUCUUCCACGUAAUGAAUGCAAUGACGAAAAUGAAUCUGAAGAUGAGUUGGAUGCAUAUAUGAGAACACUUAAGCCAAUGACACCUGCCAUAACAGGAAUGGAGGAACAAGAAAAGCUGUUGGAAGAUGCUAUUGGCGUGGUUAAAGUCCAAGCUUUUCAGAUGAAACAUUGUUUGGAUAAGUCUAAAUUGAUGGAUGCGCUAAAACAUGCCUCCACCAUGUUAGGAGAACUAAGGACUUCUCUUCUCAGUCCGAAGAGCUACUAUGAAUUAUAUAUGGCAAUCACAGAUGAGCUGCGGCACUUAGAACUUUAUUUAUUGGAUGAAUUUCAAAAAGGAAGAAAAGUUACAGAUCUUUAUGAAUUGGUACAAUAUGUUGGCAAUAUUGUGCCUAGACUCUAUUUACUCAUUACUGUUGGUUUGGUCUACAUCAAAACAACUCCUGGCUUGAAAAGAGAUCUUUUAAGAGAUCUUGUAGAAAUGUGCAGAGGUGUGCAACAUCCAUUACGUGGUUUAUUCUUAAGAAAUUACUUGUUACAAUGUACAAGAAAUAUUUUACCAGAUGUUACCGAAGGCGAUGAUGAAGAUGGGACUGUUCGUGACAGCAUAGAUUUUGUUCUGAUGAACUUUGCAGAAAUGAAUAAAUUAUGGGUACGCAUGCAACAUCAAGGUCAUAGUAGAGAUAAAGAGAGAAGAGAGAGAGAAAGGGAAGAACUUAGAAUUCUAGUGGGAACAAAUCUUGUACGACUUAGCCAAUUGGAAUCAGUAACACUAGAUAAAUAUAAGAAGCUUGUACUGCCAGGAAUAUUGGAACAGGUUGUUAGUUGUAGAGAUGCAAUAGCCCAGGAAUAUCUUAUGGAGUGUAUAAUUCAGGUCUUUCCUGAUGAAUUCCAUUUACAAACGUUAAACGCAUUUUUAAAAUCUUGUGCGGAAUUGCAAAAUGGAGUAAAUGUUAAGAACAUCAUUAUAUCACUAAUCGAUAGACUUGCAGCCUUUAGUCAGCGGUCUGAUGGUGUAGGAGGACCAGGAAGUCCUAAUCAAAUAUCAGGAAUUCCACAAGAUGUUAAGCUUUUUGACGUAUUUAGUGAUCAGAUUGCUAUUAUUAUACAGACAAGACAAGAUAUGCCUUCUGAAGAUAUUGUAUCUCUUCAAGUAGCUCUUAUAAACUUGGCGCAUAAAUGCUAUCCCGAUCGAGUAGAUUACGUAGAUAAAGUUUUAUUCACAACAGUCCAAAUAUUCCAGAAACAAAAUGUCGAUAAAUUGGAGUAUAAUAGUGCCGUUUCAAGAGAGCUAGUUAGAUUAAUGAAAAUUCCUGUAGAUAAUUAUAAGAAUAUAUUAACGGUGCUUAAACUUGAGCAUUAUGCACCUCUCUUGGAUUAUUUCGAUUAUGAGGGCAGAAAAUCUCUAGCUAUAUACAUAAUAACAAAUAUUUUGGAAAACGAAACAUUGAUACCAUUGCAAGAACAAGUGGAUGCGGUGCUCUCUAUGGUAUCUCCUUUGGUACAAGAUCAACCAGAUCAACCAAAUAUAGAGGAAGAUCCUGAAGAUUUCGCCGAGGAACAAGGUCUGCUUGGCAGAUUGAUACAUCAUUUUAAAUCAGAAACACCGGAUCAGCAAUAUAUGAUACUAAGCGCUGCAAGGAAACAUUUCAGUGGUGGUGGUAACAAAAGAAUCAAAUACACUCUGCCGCCUAUAAUCUUCCAAAGUUAUCAAUUGGCCUUUACAUACAAAUCAUUGAAAGAUCAGGACGAAAUGUGGCAAAAGAAAUGUCAAAAAAUUUUUCAAUUCUGUCACACGACUAUCACGGCACUGAUGAAGGCCGAAUUGGCCGAACUACCUUUAAGGCUAUUUCUGCAAGGUGCAAUAGCGAUCGGCGAAAUCCGCUUUGAUAAUUUUGAAAUGGUCGCUUAUGAAUUUAUGAGUCAAGCAUUCUCGAUAUAUGAGGACGAAAUAAGUGAUUCAAAGGCACAGCUCGCGGCAAUUACUUUGAUCAUUGCUACGUUUGAACAAAUGAGCUGUUUUGGCGAGGAAAAUGCAGAGCCUGUGCGUAAUCAGUGUGCUUUAUAUGCUAGUAAGUUAUUGAGGAAGCCUGAUCAAUGUAGAGGAGUCGCUACUUGUUCACAUAUAUUUUGGUCGGGAAAAUCUCUAGCUACGGGCGGAAAAGAGAUGCAAGAAGGCGGUAAAGUGUUGGACUGUUUGAAGAAAGGUAUUAGAAUAGCAAGCCAAUGUAUGGACACAUCAGUACAAGUGCAAUUGUAUGUGGAACUGUUGAAUCAUUACAUUUACUUCUACGAGAAAGGAAAUACAGCUGUGACCGUGCAAAUAUUGAAUCAAGUGAUUGCAAAAAUUAGAGAGGAGCUUCCUAAUCUGGAAGCGAGUGAGGAAACUGAUCAAAUACAAAAGCAUUUAGCAAACACAUUGGAACAUUUAAGAAAUAGGAUGGAAUCGGCGGACUCUGACGGACUUUCUUAUCAAGGCCUUGUGCUUUAAUUGCAUAAGAUGAAUCGGCAUUGUAAUUUUGUAAAUAAAAGACUUCUAGAAUAUGUACGGAGGACAAUAUGGAUCGAUAGCACCAACAAACAUUUAUCUUGAUUUAACAUUGGUCUUAAUUUUCAUUCUUUAUUACAAGAAUAAAUUAUAUA